This is a messenger RNA of Sarcophilus harrisii (Tasmanian devil), 1464 nucleotides long. RefSeq names its product sorting nexin 32 (gene SNX32). Gene Ontology annotation, cellular component: endosome. NCBI's taxonomy places the organism in Eukaryota, Metazoa, Chordata, Mammalia, Dasyuromorphia, Dasyuridae. The coding region runs from base 420 to 1223 and encodes 267 amino acids. The transcript is spliced from 9 exons. Gene Ontology annotation, molecular function: phosphatidylinositol binding. The record is from RefSeq and is a predicted model, not a curated record.
AGGUCAGGGAACAAGGGAGCAAGGCAGGUGUCCUGGCGGCCCAUCUGACCCCGGCCUGCAGGGAGUGGCGCCCCAGCUCCAAGUGGGGCAGCUGGUGUGGGCAUUUAUCUAGCCAGAUAGUGAGACCUCGGGCAGCUCACUAACCUUUGCUUCCACUACAAAAUGGGGAUAAAUUCAGCACCUGCCUCCCCCAAUGGGGACAAACAGGAUUUGUAAAAGCACUCAGGAUAGUGCACUUAUACCGUGCUCAUACACACUAAAUGGGAAUAUUUGGCCACAGUGCCUGGCACACAGUAGGUGCUGUAUAAAUGCUCCUUCCCUAAGGAUCUGUCUGGCCCUAGUGCCCAGCACACAGUAGGUGCUAUAUAAAUGAUUUUUCCCUCAGGGAGUACUUGGCCAUCUUUAAGAAGACAGUAGCCAUGCACGAGGUGUUCCUCCAGCGCCUGGCUGCCCAUCCCACGCUGCGCCGGGAUCACAAUCUCUAUGUCUUCUUGGAGUACAGCCAAGAUCUGAGUGUUCGGGGGAAGAAUAAGAAGGAGCUGUUUGGGGGGUUUAUCAGGAACAUCGUGAAGUCGGCAGAUGAAGCCCUCAUUACCGGAGUGUCAGGACUGAAGGAGGUGGACGAGUUCUUUGAGCACGAGAGGACCUUCUUGCUGGAGUACCACGCUCGAAUCCGGGAAGCCUGCCUGCGAGCUGACCGCGUCAUGCGCUCCCACAAGUGCUUGGCCGAGGACUACAUCCCCAUCUCCGUGGCGUUGAGCAGCCUGGGCACCCAGGAAGUCAACCAGUUAAAGACGAGCUUUCUAAAACUGGCUGAACUCUUUGAACGUCUGAGGAAGCUGGAGGGCCGGGUGGCCUCCGACGAGGACCUGAAGCUGUCUGACAUGCUCCACUACUACAUGAGGGAUGCCCAAGCAGCCAAGGACCUGCUCUAUCGGCGGCUACGGGCGCUGGCCGACUAUGAGAACGCCAACAAGGCCCUGGACAAAGCCCGGAUGAGGAACCGCGAGGUGCGGUCGGCGGAGACGCACCAGCAGCUGUGCUGCCGCCGCUUCGAGCGCCUCUCGGACUCAGCCAAGCAGGAGCUCACUGACUUUAAGGCUCGCCGGGGCUCUGCUUUCCGAAAGAACCUCAUCGAGUUGGCUGAACUGGAACUCAAACACGCCAAGGCCAGUACGCUUCUUCUAAGAAACACCCUCAUUGCCCUCAAGGGGGAACCCUAGCAUCCUCCCCUACCCCCCAAUCCACAGCCUUCCCUACUCUACUCUGGACACAUGGACCACGAGGGGCCACUGGGGGCGAUGGGCACCCACCACCCCUGACCUAGGAGUGGCCCUCAGCCAGGGCUGCAGGAACAGCCCGGGGGCUUCUGCAGAGUAACUUCCCCGGCCCUCCAGAGGUCAGCCCCAUCCACACCCGUGUAAACUUCCCUUCACUAAUGGAAAUAAAGGUUCCCACUCUGAA